Molecule: messenger RNA, 1506 nt
Organism: Rana temporaria (common frog)
Lineage: Eukaryota; Metazoa; Chordata; Amphibia; Anura; Ranidae
Product: E3 ubiquitin/ISG15 ligase TRIM25-like
Exons: 1
Coding region: 1-1506 (501 amino acids)
Molecular function (GO): protein binding; zinc ion binding
Source: RefSeq, a predicted model, not a curated record
AUGGCGUCCGCUGAUCUGAGACACGGGCUGAACUGCUCCAUCUGUCUGAACCUUUGCACCGAUCCCGUGGCACUGACCUGCGGACACAGCUUCUGCCGGCUCUGCCUGGACCGUGUUCUGGAAACCCAGGAGGAGUCUACAGUUUAUACCUGUCCUGAAUGCAAAGAACAGUUCCAUGAGAGGCCCGUCCCAUCAAAGGAUCAAUCGCUGCAUGAGGAGCCUGGGAGCCUGUGCGAUUCUUGUAUUCAAUCUGCGGUUCCGGCGGUUAAAUGUUGCCUAUUCUGCGAGUCUUUUCUGUGUGAAGACCACCUGAAUGUCCACAGCAAGUCUGAGGAACACGUUCUAAGUGACCUGAACGUGGUUUGUCCGGCACACAAGAGAGUAUUUGCCUAUUACUGCUGUGAAGAUGCCGAGUUUAUCUGCGAUGCCUGUGUUCAGUCCGAGGAACACGCCGACCACCAGGUGAAGCCGGUCCAGGAGGCCUCCAAGGAGAUGAAAGAAUUAGGAGGGGAACUUCUGAAGCGACUUGCCUCCAAGAUAGCAGAGGACGAGAUCAUGGUCCAGGUUCUCCAAGAGACUGGUAAAACAACCCGAGAAAAGUUGGCUUUUAUAAAAGAGAAGGUCAGCGCCCUGUUUAGAGACAUCAAGAGACAACUGGACGACCUGGAGAAUAAAGUGCUCAGCGACAUUACCCAGAAAGAAGGGCAGAUUUCCCUCUCGGUCACAGAUCUCAUCCAGCGGUUGGAAAUAAAAAAGGACGAGCUGUCCAGAAAGAUUCAUGACAUCGAGGAGCUCUGCAAGAGGAAUGACCCCUUAUCCGUUCUUCACGAGUGGAAGACCAGCGAAGAGAACUUCGGCAAGAAUGGAUCCAACAUGAGCGUGAUGCAAAAAACAGUUGGCCAUCUAGACGAGGGCCUGAUCUCCGUGACUUUGCACACCAGUUUAGAGGAGAUUAUUACCGGCGCCAAGAAAGACUUCUACAUCCGGCAGGAUCCAGGCUUCGAACUGGACAUCAACACGGCUUCUAAUAACGUAUGUCUAUCUGGGGACUUGAAAACCGCGUCGGCCUCGGAGAUCAGCCAGAAUCGCACCAAGACGCUGGAGAGAUUCCAGUAUGAUCAGGUCUUGGGGAGCAAGAGCGUCCUCUCCGGCAAACAUUACUGGGAGGUGGAGACUGGAGAAGGGGGCAACUGGAGACUUGGCAUGUCCUAUGGCAGCAUCACCAGGAAAGGCUACCACUCCCUGAUCGGGCAUAGCAACAAGUCCUGGGGCCUGUGUAGGUAUUUUAAUCAGUACUUAGCUAUACAUGACAGGAGGGUGUUGGCGGUGCCCCAGAAACCAUCCUGCAACAGCCUGGGGGUCUAUGUGGACUACGAGGAGGGGCAGAUAUCCUUCUACGAGCUUUGUGACCCUGUCAGGCUUCUGUACAAUUUCUCUGUUACCUUUUCCGAACCUCUUUUUUUGGUGCUUGGUGUAUAUACGGGCUGGGUGAGAGUCAAGAAUUAG